GGCCCGCACUUCCUCGUCAUAAUCGGUAGCAGUACAGACGUUAGCAACGGCAUUGGUAGCGGCGCUGUCGGCAUUGGUGAUGGAACCAGCGGCAGUGCCAACGGCAUAAGUGACAUAGUUAGUGGUAGCUCCGACGGCAGUAUUAACAUUAGUGACGGCAUUAGUGGCGGCGCUGACAGAAUUGGUAGCGGCACAGACGGCAGUGGUGGUGGAACCAGCGGCAGUUUCAACGGCAGAAGUGGUAUUGAUGGCGGCACCGACGGCAUUGUUGGCAGUAUCGGCACUAGCGGCAAUAUCACUACCGGCAACAGUAUCAGCAGCAUCGGAACCACGACUGAAUCCUCGGCAUGUUCGCUGUGCACCACACUACGCAGUAAAUUGCGCAACUGGAUCGUUGUUGCUGAUGGUGGAAAAUCCACAUAG
This is a messenger RNA of Rhagoletis zephyria (snowberry fruit fly), 423 nucleotides long. Its product is annotated as spore wall protein 1-like. The record is from RefSeq and is a predicted model, not a curated record. Lineage: Eukaryota; Metazoa; Arthropoda; Insecta; Diptera; Tephritidae.